This is a messenger RNA of Dromaius novaehollandiae (emu), 2600 nucleotides long. RefSeq names its product rhophilin associated tail protein 1 like (gene ROPN1L). The transcript is spliced from 6 exons. The record is from RefSeq and is a predicted model, not a curated record. Bases 1427 to 2113 code for a protein of 228 amino acids. Lineage: Eukaryota; Metazoa; Chordata; Aves; Casuariiformes; Dromaiidae.
GUAACAGACUAGCCUGUUUUAGAGUACUAGUGGUAUCUCCAUUUACUGAUAGUGAAAAUUUCAAAGGCUGUCCUGUCUGAUUUCCAUUUUUCUUUGUUUAUUAAUGCUUACUAUACAUAAGCAGUUCUCACCUUUUUUUGCUUUUUCUCUUUUUUUGAUUCUUUUCUUUGAAUGCUUUUGCAUGUGCAUGCACACACAUGCAUACAUAUUCCUUCCUUAAGCUUUUCUUGCUCUCUCUUAUGCUAAAAUCCUUAACUUCUCGCCUUCAUCUUCAGUCCUCUGGCUAAAGCUGCAUUCUUGAGUCAUUACUGAGAGUGUGUGACAAAUGUAGUAAUUAAAUGCACACACUGCUGUCUGUCUGUGAUACUGAUUUGCUCUGAGAGGGAUGGAGAAAACACUACCCUGGCUACAUUACUUGAGCAAUGAGGUUUUAAGUGGGGUUUGGUCCUAGAAGCAGACUUUAAUGACGGCAGUGCCAUUCCUCCAUCACUGACUUUCAAACUUUUGUCCAGUAAAGGAAAAAUCACAUGAUAGGGCGGGGAAAAAGCCACCUGCCAGAUACUAUUUUUUCUUUCUGUAAAAUACAACAAAAAAACUCUUUUCUCACCUAAAGGGAUAAAGGAUGCUGCUAAUAUUAAUUCUUUUCUUGAUACUCUUGCUUUCACUGCCCUUCCCUUCUGCAAAUGGCUGACGUGUUUUCCACUGUUGUCACUCAAGAAACGUAAGUUGUAGUUUGUACUCAAAACAAUGAGGAGUUGCUUAGAUUUCCCGCUAAGCGCACUCACGUGUGGUAAUGGGGUAAGGGCCAAACAAUAACCUAUAUAAUGUCCUUUCUUUUGGACCUUGGGGAAUAGGAUUGCUUGCAACAAAUACGUUAUGCUCUGAAUGAGGCAAACUUGCCUGUAGAGCUUCGUGAGCAAAGUACAAUGCAUAAUUACAGCACGUGUGAAUAUCUUUUGGUCAUCACUGUCGUUUUCUGAUGAAAAGUAUGCCCAGAGCACAAAUUAGUGACUUUCUGCUACAGUAUUUCUAAACAUGUAGACACAGCAGAAAUUUGGUAAGCUGCAUACUUGAGUUUCAAUACAAAAAUGACAAGACUUUCCUUGGCUUGCAGUAGUUAGUUGUCAGCAUAGCUAGCUUCCAUGUUUGCUGGUGUGAUUUGUCUGAGGUGCUUUUUCUACAAACAGGUAUAUUGCAACAGGUUUGAGGAAAAAAUCCAUUAAAAUUAUCUAAAGAUAGUUGUUGAAGUGUCACAUUACUAUGGGUAUAUUAGGGUAUGUUAGGGUACAUUUAAAAGGGAUUGUCUUUAACCUGUCUUCUUCCUACGCAGAAAAUCUCUGAUCAGGGUAGUUUGUCCUGUAAGGAGCUAGAGUUGGAGUCUAAGCUCCAGUUCUUUCAGGUUCUUGUCACCAAACUUGAAAGGAUCAUGCCUCUUCCAGAGACCAUGUUUUGUGCUCAGCAGAUCAAAGUUCCCCCAGAGCUACCAGAUAUUUUGAAGCAGUUUACCAAAGCUGCUAUUAGGACUCAGCCUCGUGAUGUUUUGCAGUGGGCAGCUGGUUAUUUCUCAGCAUUGUCAAAAGGCGAGCCCCUUCCUGUAAAGGAGAGGAUUGAAAUGCCUAUAGCAACACAGAAAACGGACACCGGUUUGACCCUAGGACUCCUUAAAAUCUUGCACAAACAGCUUGCUCCAAAAACCUUGGUGAAUGUUGCAGAACUCAAGGAAAAAUGGAAAUACUUGUGCUUGCCAGAAGAACAACUGAAAGCUAUUCUACAAUUGGACAGCUUCAGUGAAGAGGUGGAAUGGAUGAAAAUUCUGGCGCUUGGAUGUAGUGUGCUCGGUGGGUCCUUACUGAGUUCAAUGAAAUAUGCCUGUGAAAUUUUAACAACUGACCCAGAUGGUGGACCAGCUCAUAUUGCAUUUCAAACCUUCUCAUUCCUUUACUCGUAUUUGGCCAGUAUAGAUGGAGAGAUACCAGAGGAGAAAAUUGAAGCUUUCCUCAUCAGCAUUAAAAAACAAGCUGACCAGCAAGCUGGCAUGGUGCAGCUCAGAAACUUUCUGACCCACCCUUCAACAUUAUCUUUAUCAAGACUACCACUCAGCACCAAGCAAUGAGGAAAAAGAAUGGAAUAAAUAUUCAAAGGUGCGUUCAAAGGACUUAAAAGGUAUUCAGAGCAACAAUACUUACAACUUAAAACAGGAAAAGAUCCUCUUCUCUAGCACUUUUUCUUCCUUUAUCCUACUCCUGAAAUUGUCUUUACUUGACAUUAGUUGAAUACAUGGUUAUACAAUUCUUUCACCUGUCCACACUUUGGGAGUUUUUACUCAUUUGCUUAUCCUGAGUAAGAUGUAUUUUAUUAGGGAUCUUUCUAACUAUACUUUGUAAUUAAUUGUAAGAAAAUAAAUAAAAUACAAAAUUAUAUUUAGAAGAGUGUGGACUGUUAAAUUUAGUGCAUCUCAUUAUGCUUCUGUGUAGCUGUCUUUUGACUCUUACACAAACAUAGCAUGUCUUUUGGAUCACCUUGUCUACGUGAAUAAGCUCUAUUAAACAAGCAGUUCUAUCAAGCACUAUUCAACAUGAACCCUGUGGCUGAGGUGAUGG